AUGGCGAAAAGGCCUCCGGGCCCCAUUCCUACUGCUACCAAUAGCAAGACGGAAGAAAAUGGUGAAUUGUUUUUCCAAAAAAAAAAACUGCAAAAACUGCAACAAAGUAUAGCUGAUUCACGGCUGGCUUGAGCCAUGGAAAAAAUGGUCCUUGUACGAUGAUGCACGAGACAGCGCCUGGCUCGUGGAGAGCGCAGACAGGACACGCCCCCUUAGCGUCCCAAGCUGGCCGUGAAUCAGCUAUACGAAAACUGCUAACCAAAAUCCCAAGCCAACUUCAUACCACGAAAAGGGGCGGUUUUUCUCUAAACAUGAUUGAAUUUUUUAGUCAGCGUUCAUGAAAUCCUCGUGCCCAUCAAAAAUGCGGCCAAACGAGAAGAAGUGAAGGUCCCAAAGGUCCCGUCAUCGAUAAACUUUGCUCGCAAGCUGCCUUUUUGUCAUGGGUUUGUUUUCGAACUAACUUCCGCAAAAGUCUACAAAUUAUCGAAUUCAGGUACAUGCCGGCUUUGGAAGCAACCCAUCUUCUCAUUCGUUCCGGCGACUUUCUCAUUCGUCUUCGUGAGGGUAAUUCGGUGGAAACUUUCGGGACAAAGUUUCGAAAAAUGACAUUUUUCAGUUAAGAACGAGGUCAGAGUUGUCGUGAGCGUGGCGCUCACGUCCAGGCAAUCAAGUGAGCUGAGACAGGUAAACGAGAAGGAAGACACGCGGAAAGGAUGCCAGUUGGCGAAGAAGGCGGAGCAAAAAGUGGACAAUGGCGGCGACGGUGGUGAGGAGACCUGAAACUACUUUGAAGCUCUUUAUUUUUGGGAAAAACUGUUUCCUUUUAUGUGAAUCGAUAGUUUUAGUAUCAAAAGGCCCAAUUCUAAAUGGCUCUAGUGAGCAAAAAAAAAGAAAUUAUUUUCCUCUCCUUGUCAAAAAAUUUAUAGAAUUUUAUACGAAAAGCCAUUCUAAACGCGAAGAUGCUCACCGCAGUUAGAAUGAUUGUGUGCUGUGGUAAUUUCGAAAACAACUUCGAUUUCAUAAUUCACGAUACAAAUGUUAGAUUAUAGUCCUUAUAAACCCUAACUAUGAGCCUUCUUGGUUGCAUUCGAAAUGUCUCAAAGCCUCAGAAACCGAUCAAGUCUACGAAUAUAAAAUAAAAGACGGGUUCAACAUCAAUCUGAUUAUCUUCAGACAGAGAAAAAGGCUUGGAUGCAUUUUCCGAGACCCGACCUGCCCCCUUUCGCGAGACGAUAGCCGUGAACUACCGGCAUAUGAAGUUGAGAGAGAACAAGAACGGAUGUUCUCUUGAUGGAGAGAAAUAUUUCUCAAGUUUGAAAUCUCUGCUAGCGUACUACAUGUUUGUGAAAAUGGAGGUUAGCCAUUUUAAACUUGUCAUUUUUUGUUUGCAAAAAUGCUUUGAAGUACUCUCGCAAACUUGUUAACACCAAGCGCCUAAAUGGGGCCAUGUAACAUGAAAUUAAAGAGAACUGAGAACAGCCCCCAGAUCUUUUGAGCAUCGCGACUGGAAUUUCGAUUUUUUCCAGAUUUCAUCGUUCUAUUUUCAUCACUGAAAUCGAUGAAACCAGCCGCAGAGCGCAAUUUUUCAGAUUUACGGAAAAAAUCAGCCGUCCAAAUAAAAACUGUUAAAAGCUUUCAAAUUCAAAUCUUCAAGAAUUAUGAAAAGUAGGCGUAGGGCGUAAAUAUUCGAAUUUUUAUCCUUUCCAAAACUCGAUCUUUUUCAGGGAGAACAAAAAUUCAAUCUUCGGAACCCGAUAAGUCGCCAGUACGGAUCCUUCCGCCUCUCACAGAUCAAGAUAGUUAGAACUGUGAGGAUUUUUUCAAAAAGUAAUAGACCAAAAAAAAAAAGUUUUUUCGAGGCAAAAACAACUUUAAAAUUUUUUUAUUUGCUCCUUCUUUCUCAAAAACAAUUUUUGAGCUAAUAUAUGUUUUUUGUCGAAUUGGAGUCAUCGUUCUUAAUAUUUGCAGCUCGGGAACGGCGCGUUCGGAGAAGUGUCACUUGCGGAGAUCAACCACCCGGCUUUCGAACAGGACAAGGCGGUCGUGAAAACGGUAGGCCUUGAGAAAUCGAAUUUAUUCGGUGAAAGAUCGAAAAAGACGUCUCGAGCUGGAAUUCGAAAUUUGUUUUGUUGAUCAAGAGUUGCAACAAGUCUGAAUUCUGGGAAUUCUUAAAAAUCUCACGACAUUUUCAUGGAUUGGAAUAAAAAUAGAGAUAUACUUGCCACUUCGUAGAGCAUCUUCUUGUGCGUCGAACGGUGUUGAAGUUUUGACCUUUGUUGAAAAUUAAUUAAAUUGGAAGAACUUUCUCGGACUUUUGUAAUGCACUUCUAGCGGUCACUUUAGCGGCGUCAGCGCUUAAGUGAUCACUAGAACUUCUCAGAUGUGUUUUUCAAGGUACCGAGGUCCGUCAAAAAUGCAGUUUGCGAUAAAAAUUGCUCUGUGGACAAAAAAAACGACGCAAUUUCCGGGUUUUUAAGAUGAAGAAAGGCGUCCCGGAGCACCUCGAACUUGAAGAAAAGUUCCUUGUUGAAGGAGGAAUCUCCAUCCCGCUGGACCACCCUAAUGUUGUCCGCACAUUAGGGUGGUGUUACGAUUCUAAACCUCUGCAGCUACUGAUGGAACUGUGUCCGGGUGAGGCUUCCAAAAAGCAUUUCUUCCAAUCUCUAUGAAAAUUCUCUAUGAGAUCAGAUAACUUUGAAAAUAACUUGAAAAAGUUCCGGAAUAUAACUUUAAACGAAAAACACGUUAAUUUUGCGAUCGCUGAUGUCAAUUAGACUUUUUGACACAUAUCCGCCUAAUCUUCGAAAUUAUGAAUUACGGUUUCUUCCCGCCUAAAGCUUCGGCGGACGUCUACUUCUUUUGAGCUUAUCUUCAAGUUUUGAUUUAUCGUCGUUUUUUGAAGGUGGCGCUCUAAGCACCUUCCUCAUGACCAAGUCUGAGAAGGUGUCGAACCUGACCUUGACGAGGUUCUGUCUCGAUGCCGCGAGGGGACUGGACUACCUCCAUGAAGUUGGCGUCCUACACAGAGAUGUAGCCGCCCGAAACUGCCAGUUGGACGAAUAUGGAACGGUAUUUUCAUAGAACCCAAAUAUUCAUUGACCACCAUUUUCAGCUAAAGAUAGGUGGUUUCGGCUUGUCGCUGAAAGCAUACUACUACGAGAUGUCAGGACCCGAAAACCUUCCAAGCCGCUAUCUUGCGCCACAGUGUUUGACGGAGUACGCUUUCAGCUCGCAGUCGGACGUCUACGCCUACGGGGUUUGCUUUUUGCUCAUAUCUGACUAAAUCAGAACCUUCUCAGCAUCUUAUCUGCGAAAUGUUUAAUAACGGUCAGGUGCCAUAUGUUGGCAUGUCGGGAGCAAAAGCCCGCGAAGAGGUUAGGUUUUCAUUUUAUUUUAAAAAAAAGUCUGUUAUCUGCAGAUUCUCGCCGGGAAGAUUCUCAGUGUGCACGGAAGAGCACCCGAACCUCUGCGCGUCUUAGUGGAGAAUAGGAUUUUUGCGUUCCAUCCCAUAUACAGGCCACCAAUGAAUGAGGUAUACACUUUCUUUCAGGGCGAAUAUUUUCGACGCAAAAUACCUUAAAACUAAAAAACUGUGUUUUCCAAAAGUUUUUAAGUCGAUUGAAGUUACUGAGUUACCCUUUCGUAAAGUUUAAAUGCUCCACGGGAAAGUUUGGGAUCCCCAGUUCUUCUAACUGAUCUUCGAUUUUCAAAAAAUGACCAUGCACUUUAUAACAGAAUUUCGCUGCUAUUUUUUCUCGAUACUUGAAAAAGCUGAUUAACUACAAAAUAAAAAUAGAGUAAAAUGGAACUUUCAAAAAAAGUGAUUACAAAACUUUAAAAAAAAUCUUUAGAUAGUCGAUUUUCUCGAUGCGCUCGUCAACUGUUUGGAAGAGGUUAGAAAUUCAAAUUUUUUUUCGAAAAUGUUUUUUUUCACAGGCGAAUCCGAAGGAAAACGGAGGAGUUGAAAGUGCGUUGGAGGCCGGAAAUGGGGACAACCUGCAGCCGAGCAAUGAAACGGAGGUGAAAUUUUGGUUCAGUCUUUUUUUGUCCAUUGGAGCCUAAUGGUGACACUGGAAAUGGUUCCAAGGACACCGAUUCCUUUAAACGAACGCCCGACCGGAAACGGCUUGGGCGUGGAGACCUUAAGUACCAUUGAGCCAUUUCCAGUGCAACCACGUUUUUUCUAGUAGUGGGAACCUUGAUAUUUCUGAACUUAGUAUGAAAAUAGGGUAGUAAGAUUCGUCAAAAGUCUAAUAGGAGAAGCCAAAAAAUCAACUUUUAUGAGUUAACAUAUUUCACAGGACGUUUAUGAGUUGGUCGAUCCGGGCCGCACACUUGCCACCUAUUAA
Molecule: messenger RNA, 4349 nt
Organism: Caenorhabditis auriculariae
Lineage: Eukaryota; Metazoa; Nematoda; Chromadorea; Rhabditida; Rhabditidae
Source: the annotation of a GenBank genome assembly